ACGGGUGUGUCUGUCAUCCCUUCCACUGUAUGCACUGGUUAUGACAGGACAUGUCCAAUUUGGAGAUGAAGCAUGGUUUCUUGCAGUUGGCUGAGAGUCUGAGUUUUCUGCACAAUGAUGCACAUAUUGUGCACAGGGCUAUUUCUCCACAGACAGUGUUUAUUACUGCAGGUGGAGCAUGGAAGUUGGGUGGCUUUGGGUUUGUCAGAUCUUCUGACAAAAUCGCAGAUGAAUCAGACUCACAAGCAGCCUUCUAUUAUCCUGAAUAUGAUGUGCCAGCAGGCGGAUUGCCUCUCCAGCCGAACCUUGACUAUGUCGCCCCGGAACUCACCCGAAGCAAUGCGGGUGUCGCAUCACCAGCCGCAGAUGUGUUCAGCCUCGGCCUCUUGGUGUAUCGCAUGUUUGCAGGUGUCAGUCUUGUGAACUGCAAUAAUAAUCUAAAGACGUUUACGAGCUCUACGAUGAUGCUUCAAUCGAGGGAUUUCCAUGGCAUUGCAUCCGAUUUGGGAUAUGAACUACGGCGGAUUUUAAAUCUCGACCCAUCUGCGCGGCCGAGUGCAAUCGAGUUCGGUGGCUCGCCAUUCUUCCGGGAUGAUACUCAGCUUAGAGCUCUUCGGUUUCUAGACCGAAUGCUGGAACGAGAUAACAUGCAGAAAGCAGAGUUCCUCAAGGCAUUGGGAGGAAUGUGGAGUGGAUUCGAUGGACGCAUUUUGCGGUACAAGGUGCUACCCCCUCUCGCAAUUGAGCUGCGAAACGAGGCAAUGCAAGUUCUGGUCCUUCCUAUGAUAAUGGCCAUCGCAGAGGCUCAGGAUGCGCGCAACUUUGAGAUUAUGAUUCUCCCAAGUCUCGUGCCAGCAAUGCAGACGGCCGCCGGAGACAUGUUGCUGCUAAUGCUGAAGCAUGCGGGAACGGUGGCUGAAAAGAUAUCCGGAGAUGUGAUAAAGAAUCACCUGCUGCCGAUGAUGAUGAGGGCAUAUGAAGACUCCGAUAUUCGAGUUCAAGAGGAGGCAUUGAAGAGGACAAUUGCCGUGUUAAACAAGCUAGACUACCAGUCUGUCAAACAAGCUGUGUUGCCGCGUGUACACGGAUUGGCGCUGAAGACAGCUUCUGCAGCGGUCAGAGUUCAUGCACUUAUCUGCUUGGGCCAGCUCUGCCAGCGUAUGGACAGGCCAGCUGUGAUGGAAGUUCUUUCGACGUGCGCAAGAUGCAUGGCAGUUGAUCGAUCCGCACCCACGUUGAUGUGCAUUCUGGGAGUUGGAGAUAUAGUCUCGAAGCAGUUUGGUCCAGAAUUCGCAGUGGAGAGUGUGUUGCCGUUGCUCGUCCCGUCGUUGAGUGCACCCAGCCUCAACCCUGAACAGUUCUCCAAGUACAUUGGUGUUAUCCGCGAUGUGCUGAGGAAAAUUGAGGAAAAGCGUUCUCUGAAUAUCACCGAAACCGUCCGCAGAACAAAUGACACUUCUGGAAUGGGAGCCAUGAUGUCAAAUGCAAACGGACCGGUUGCGUCAAAACCGCCACCCACGAGUUCUGCUAGACAGUCACUGGCUUGGGAUGUCGAGGACUGGACCGCCUCCUCGAAGCCGGCUCUGCCUGCACUGGAGUAUCAUGGGGUAGGAGACGCACAAUCGUUGAGUGGAGAUCAAGCGCUUGCAUCGUCGUCUUAUCGACCGAGCUCGUCGUCUUUCGAUCAGCAGCCAGGAGGGGGGAAUUCCUUUGGCGUUCCCUCAAGUGUUUCACAGCCGAUGAAUGCCCAAGGCAUUGGACAACCAGCGCACCGGCUGAGCGGUUCCAAGGGAGGAGGCGGUGGCAUCGGGGAUUUUGAGUGGCCACCACCUUCUCAGUCUUCCAUGGGAAUGAAUGCCAAAGCCUCUCCUACUCGUCCUGGGACCGGGCCCGCUGCUCCUGGAAUAACCUGGGACAUGUAUGGUCUGGGUAAGCCUGGUAUUGUCGGAGGAGCUGGUGGCAUGAACAGCAGCACAGCUGCUCCGGCAACCGGAACAGCAGACGCAGAUGACCCUUUCGCCAACUGGCCUCCAAGGACAGGAACUUCAGGAAGCGGCGUCUCCGGAGGAGCGACUUCAACCAAUAGCGGGACCAUCUCGUCUGGAAAUCGGAUGGCCAGCAGCGGUGGUGGCAUCGGCAGUUUGAAUCUCGGGAGCUUGGGGUUGGGAAGGGGGGGUGCUGCCAUGGGGCAACAAACACCAGGCUUGGGAAGCAGCAUGCAGCCGAGUAUGCCGGGUAGUAUUGGGAGUGGGCGGAGCGUAUCAUCACCUUUAACGGCUGCAGGUCGGCCAGAUGAGCUUGGCACGCUGUUUACAUCGGGGCAACAAUCUCAAACAGCAGCGCCCAUGAGGCUGCAGCCCCCUCCCAUUCGAGUGAAUCCGCCACCGACUAGGAGCGCACCACAGCCGCCUUUGCUGGAUUUGCUGUAAUGCAGGGGAGUAUUGGGAGUGGGCGGAGCGUAUCGUCGCCUUCAACGACUGCAGGUCGGUGAGAUGAGUUCGGCUCGCAGUUUACAUCGGGCCAACAAUCUCAAACGGCAACUCCCCUGAGGCUGCAUCCCCCUCCCAUUCGAGUGAAUCCGCCACCAAACAGGAGCGCACCAUAGCCGCCUUUGCUGGAUUUUCUGUAAUGCGGUGUAGUAUUGGGAGUGGGCAGAGCAUAUCAUCACCUUCAACAGGUCGGCCAGAUGAGUUUGGCUUGCUGUUUACAUCGGGCCAACAAUCUCAAACAGUGGCUCCCAUGAGGCUGCAGCCCCCUCCCAUUCGAGUGAAUCUGCCACCGAAUAGGAACGCACCGCAGCUGCUUUUGCUGGAUUUGCGGUAAUGCAGGGGAGUAUUGGGAGUGGGCGGAGCGUAUCGUCGCCUUCAACGACCGCAGAUUGGCCAGAUGAGUUUGGCUUGCUGUUUGCAUUGGCCUGACAAGCUCAAACAUCAGCUCCCAUGAGGCUGCAGCCCCCUCCCAUUCGAGUGAUUCGGCCACCGAAUAGGAACCACCUUUGUUGGAUUUGCUGUGAUGCUGGGUAGUAUUGGGAGUGGGCGGCUGCAGCCCCCUCCCAUUCGAGUGAAUCUGCCACCACAUAGGAGCGCACCACAGCCUCCUUUGCUGGAUUUGUUGUAAUGCUGGGUAGUAUUGGGAGUGGGUGGAGUGUAUAAUCACUGCCUUCAGCGCCUGCAGGUUGGCGAGACGAGUUCGGCUCGCUGUUUACAUUGGGCCAACAAUCUCAAACGGCAACUCCCCUGAGGCCGCAGCCCCCUCCCAACCAGUUGAAUCGGCCACCGAAUAGGAGCGCGCCACAGCCGCCUUUGCUGGAGUUGCUGUGAACCGAAUAAGCGUGCUGUUGCGAGAAACGUAUCAGCUGAGGAUGCUCUUUGCUGUGGGAAUGGAGUGGAUGGUGCCGGCAAUGGGACGGCAUGUCCUGGCAGACUGACAUGUGAUGCAUUUGGAGGAGAGGAACCCGUGCUCAGCAGGCAGAUCGACAAACUUGCAUCGGUAAGCAGGGUGGCACUGCUACCAAGGGUUUUCUUGUUAUCUCGUUUCCCUCCUUUGCCGUAUAAUCUAUACAUAUAUAUUAACACUGUUUAUACAUUUGUUCAUAUAUUCCUUCUUUCAGGCGUUUUAACGUGUAGUGAUUUGAAUUCGCGCGACAAGCUGAAAUCAGGUGUGCUGCGAUGUUUUGAUAAGAGCUGAUUGCGGCAUCUGUCUAUCCUCCACAUACCUUUCACGACCGCCCUGGUACCGUGACGAGUGCCUGUUUUCGGUUGCUCCAUGCACUGGAGUGAAGAUCAGAUGAUCACACAUGGCUUUUUGUUCCCUCUCUCUUCAGGGGUUGGCAUGAUUUUCCGGGGGGUAGUCUAGGGGAUGGCACAAUUUGUCAGUAGGUAGUGCAGGUCGGGGACGUAUUAGGUAGUCUACGUGUCCCACGCCCCGGUCCCGACACCAGGAGGCUCUGGUACCAAAUUGAAAUGGAGGUGCUCGCUUGAGCUCGCGUCUUUAUUUCACGGAUAUACCACAAUGCCAUGUGGAUCGUAUCAAUGUCCGCCACGUGUGUUUACUUUUCAAGCUUGUUUUGGGACCUGGUUUUGGGACCUGGGUUCGGGACCCGGGUUUGGGACCUGGUUUUGGGACCUGGUUUUGGAACAGGAAGAAUUUAUUAUUUACAGAUUACUUUUAUGGUCGCACGAACGUUGAGAGGCUAGGUGGCAUUAGAUAGCUGUUUCAGGGAGAGUUUAGAGUUUCGCCAUUCAUUGUUCUGUCAAGUUGUGUUAACCUUUUCAGUGUUUUCGGCAACUUUUCGCAGAUUUCUCUGUGAUUUUAGUAAUGCAUUGCAGGUUCUGCUAGGUUUCCGAUGAAACUUCGGGGAAGCUUCGCGUAAAGCUUCGGAUAA
Molecule: messenger RNA, 4384 nt
Organism: Chara braunii
Lineage: Eukaryota; Viridiplantae; Streptophyta; Charophyceae; Charales; Characeae
Source: the annotation of a GenBank genome assembly